GACCCGGUAUUGCUGAUGAUAAUGCGGGAACGGUGGGAUGCCCUCCUCCUUUAGUUAAAUGUAUCUACAGCUAGGAUGGAAACCAUUUGAUGCGCUACUCAACCGCUCCAGCUUCGGCAUCUUCCUAAUUCGAGGAUCAUCAAAGAGCCAAUAUCGCUCUUUGAUGCAUACAUGCCACGAUCCGGCCUCUUACCAAGUCCGGUAUGGUAUUGUUCCAUAGAGACCUUUGUCCGCAACAACCAAAGGCGACAAGUCAAAAGCCCGUACUCAGACAGUCGCUUCUUACAUACUCACAUCUCACAAUUCACCUCACCAGGCUCAAUGGACGGGCGUAAACACACGAUCAAUUUGUCUCCCUACUUCCCAGAGACACCGUCGCCCCUGGGCUUGCAAAGUCGACGGUCAGUUCGCCAUAGCUUUGUGAGUAAGGAGUGGGGGCUUCAGGGAUACUACGAGGAUCGAAAGAGCCGGGCCCCGUUGACCGCGGCAAAUCCCCAGGGAAUGGCGCCAAGUACCAGCUGGAGCUUCGAGACAGGUCUCCAACGGCUGCAAAGGGGGCGAGAUGCCAACUCCAAACCUGCCGAAGAGACUCGGCCAGACUUGGACAACCACGUUGGAGUUCUCAAGGUAGAGAUCACCUCCUGAGACUCCAGUGUCAAACGGACUUUGGGUGUUGCAUUGAACUGGUUCGGAAAUCACACACACCACAACACCGUGUAGACUGCUCAACAGCUGGUCGUGGUCGUAUUGUCGUAACAGAGGGGAGGACACGUUGG
Messenger RNA from Canariomyces notabilis, 776 nucleotides. RefSeq lists its product as uncharacterized. Bases 172 to 645 code for a protein of 157 amino acids. The record is from RefSeq and is a predicted model, not a curated record. The transcript has a single exon. Lineage: Eukaryota; Fungi; Ascomycota; Sordariomycetes; Sordariales; Chaetomiaceae.